GUCGGUGAAGGGAGUUUUAUUUUGAAAGUUUAAACGGGAAGUUCAACGCUGCCCCCGCGGCGCAUGCGUAUUGCCACACACUUGACAGGCUAGCUGCAGGGGUAGCCGAGUUAGCGGUGUGUUAGCCACGUAAAGUUUGGACUCGGACGCAGAGCAGGCGGUGAAAUGUUCCGGAGAAAGCUGACGGCCUUGGACUAUCACAACCCCAACACCUUCGACUGCAGAGAUGAGACACAGUUCAGAAACUGCAUCGUGUGGCUGGAGGACCAGAAGAUUAGACACUAUAAGAUCGAGGACAGAGGAAACCUGAGGAACAUCCCGAGCUCAGACUGGCCCCAAGCCUACCAGAAGUACCUGCAGGACGUGAGCUGUCCAUUCGGAGUCCAGGAGAGACAGGAGGCCUUGGACUGGUUACUGGGCCUGGCUGUGCGAUAUGAAUACGGAGACAAUGUGGAUAAGUAUAAGAAGUGUGAGCCGAUGGCAGCCUCCAGCAACAGCGACAAACUAGUAGACCCCCUCGUCAACCUUGACAGUAAUUCUCCAGAUUUCAAAGCAGGAGUGAUGGCUCUGUCGAACAUUCUCAAGAUACAACGGCACGAUGACUACCUGGUUAUGCUCAAGGCCAUUCGUAUUCUGAUCCAGGAGAGACUUUCUCCAGAAGCCAUCACUAAAGCCAGCCAGAACAGAGAGGGUAUCCCAGUAGCCUUAGACAAUCACAUCCUGGGUUUCGACACUGGAGACGCGACCCUGAACGAAGCGGCUCAGAUCCUGCGCCUGCUGCACAUCGAGGAGCUGAGAGAGCUCCAGACCAGGAUCAACGAGGCAAUCGUCGCCGUCCAGGCCAUCAUAGCCGACCCCAAGACAGAUCACAGGCUGGGCAAGGUCGGCAGAUGAGAGCGAGGAUGAAGAGGGACGCUGCAGGAAGGAAGGAAGGAAGGAAAACAAGGGAGGGAGUGACUGAACUACGGGAGUUUUAAUUUGAUUUUGAGAGGAAAAGCCUUACUCCGUUUGAAUUGGACAUAAAUGAGUUUGUUUUUCGUUGUUGCAUGAGAUCAGACUGUUCAAAUUGGGAAUUUGGAGCAAAGUUGUGGAAAGUUCUCAGAUACUGGUUUUCCUUUUUGUACGGCAGCAGUUUACACCAACAGUUUCUGAGUAGUUAGUGUUGAAACACUCGUUUCUUUUAGUCUUUAAUUUCUUCAAAGACUUUGGUUGAACCAUCUGAUGAUCUCCUGGCUGCCACAAUCUCUCCCUUAACAGAAACCACAGAGAAGCUUCAGAAAUCUUCAAACUGAAGGUUAUAUUUGUAUCUUGUCUUAAAGAGGAAACUUUUUGUUUUUGCAGAUGGAACAAAAGCUUAUUUUGAAAAGGUCUACAGUGACGCUGUGUGGGGAAAAUAUAUAAACCCAGCUGAACACAGUC
Molecule: messenger RNA, 1419 nt
Organism: Larimichthys crocea (large yellow croaker)
Lineage: Eukaryota; Metazoa; Chordata; Actinopteri; Sciaenidae
Gene: rtraf
Product: RNA transcription, translation and transport factor
Exons: 8
Coding region: 166-894 (242 amino acids)
Source: RefSeq, a predicted model, not a curated record